Messenger RNA from Magnolia sinica, 1704 nucleotides. Its product is annotated as (R)-mandelonitrile lyase-like. NCBI's taxonomy places the organism in Eukaryota, Viridiplantae, Streptophyta, Magnoliopsida, Magnoliales, Magnoliaceae. Gene Ontology annotation, molecular function: oxidoreductase activity, acting on CH-OH group of donors; flavin adenine dinucleotide binding. The coding region runs from base 61 to 1704 and encodes 547 amino acids. The record is from RefSeq and is a predicted model, not a curated record. The transcript has 5 exons.
UUCACCCAUCCCUCCCUCUCUCUCUCUCUCUCUCUCUCUCUCUCUCUCUCUCUCACGCAAAUGACAAUCACCACUGUCCAAUCUCUCCUCCUCCUAACCCUCCUCUUCCUCCCUAUCUCUUCCCAAUCCCCUCAUCUAGAGUCCACCAACUACAUCUUCAAUGCCACCGAAUUUCCUCCCGAGGAGGAAUACGACUACAUCGUUGUCGGCGGCGGCACCGCUGGCUGCCCGCUCGCCGCCACCCUCUCCGAAGACCACCGCGUCUUGCUCCUCGAACGCGGCGGCAGCAGCACCUCCUUCCCCACCGUCCUCACCCGAGAAGGUUUCCUCCCCACCCUCCUGCAGACCGACCUCUACUCCUCCCCCGCCCAGUCCUUCAUCUCCGAAGACGGCGUCCCCAACGCCCGAGGCCGCAUCCUUGGCGGCAGCAGCUCCAUCAACGCCGGCUUCUACAGCCGCGCCGACUCCACCUUCUUCCUUGCCGGAUCUGGCCCCAUCAUCUGGGACAUGUCUCUCGUCAAUGCCUCCUACGAGUGGGUCGAGCGGGCCGUAGCAUUCCAACCCAACGUUGGGAUCUGGCAGUCUGCCGUCCGUGACGGGCUCCUCGAGGCCAACUUCACACCCUACAAUGGUUUCACCGUCGAACACGUGGUGGGGACGAAGAUCGGGGCCACUACAUUCGACCCGAGCGGGCGGCGGCACAGCGCUGCCGAUCUUCUUGGUUACGCCACAAUGUCGAAUAUCAGGGUCGCCCUUCAUGCCAGUGUAGAGAGGGUUCUCUUCGAUCACUCUCCAAGCGUCUCUUAUGAACGGCCGUUGGCGAGCGGGGUGGUUUACAGGGACCACAACGGGCGGUACCACAACGCCAUGCUGCGGGACAAGGGCGAGGUGAUCCUCAGCGCCGGAGCGCUGGGCAGUCCCCAGCUACUGCUACUGAGCGGCAUCGGGCCCCGCACCUACCUCGCCACGUGGGGCAUACCCGUGAACCAACACCUCCCAGCCGUCGGUCAGUACCUCUACGACAACCCUCGCAACGGCGUCUCCUUCUUCUCCCCAAUCCCUCUCGAUCAUUCCCUCAUACAGGUUGUGGGCAUCACCAGCUCCGGCUUCUUCCUCGAGGCCGCCUCCAACAUCAUCCCUUUCUACCCUCCUUUCUUCGGACCAAUCGCCGCCCCAUUCCUCCUCACCGUCGCCACCCUCCUGGAGAAGGUCUCUGGCCCCGUCUCCACCGGCUCGCUCCGUCUCGCCUCGACCGACGUCCGCGACAACCCGACGGUCCGGUUCAACUACUUCGCGAGCCCGGUCGACCUGGACCGGUGCGUGAGCGGGGUGCGGAAGAUCGGGGACGCACUGCGGUCCCCGGCCAUGGAUGGGUUCAAGUGGGGGAUCGGCAUGGGGAGGGAGUUUAGGUACGUGGGGCCCGCGAUGCCGGCCAACGAAUCGGACGACGGAGCGAUGGCGGAGUUCUGCAGGCGGACGGUCACGACGAUCUGGCACUACCACGGGGGGUGUGUGGCGGGUAAGGUCGUGGACGGCGAUUAUCGGGUCAUCGGAAUCGGAUCGCUCCGUGUCGUGGAUGGGUCCACCUUCUACGCGUCUCCUGGCACCAAUCCGCAGGCGACGGUCAUGAUGAUGGGAAGAUAUGCUGGGCAGAGGAUAUUGGAAGAAAGAAGGACAGAAUCCGGGAAUCAACGAAGGCCGUGA